Messenger RNA from Biomphalaria glabrata, 1631 nucleotides. Its product is annotated as oviduct-specific glycoprotein-like. The coding region runs from base 327 to 1454 and encodes 375 amino acids. Gene Ontology annotation, molecular function: chitinase activity; chitin binding. Gene Ontology annotation, biological process: carbohydrate metabolic process; chitin catabolic process. The transcript is spliced from 10 exons. The record is from RefSeq and is a predicted model, not a curated record. Lineage: Eukaryota; Metazoa; Mollusca; Gastropoda; Planorbidae. Gene Ontology annotation, cellular component: extracellular region.
AGAAUUAUAUAAAACCUUUCGCAAUUUAAUACGUGUCCUAGUGGCAUCCAUGCGUUUUUCUCGGUGGCCCUACCGGCCCAUUUGCGUACCGGCCCACCCGGAAUUGGAGCAAAUGGCCACAUAGCCAGUCCGCCUCUGUACUUAUAAAUCUUUGACAACAGCUGUAAAGCAAAUAAUUUGCAAAACAUUACGUUGUAAGGUUAUAAAAUAACUAAUACAUUUCCAAGACAGGAGAUCAUCAGAAUAAAGUGAGUAGGAGAUAGGCUUCAUCUGCACGACAGUGAUAGAAGUAACUUUAAAUAAAUUCCUCUUUUAAGCAUUUAAAGAUGAAAAUUGCAUUUUUGGCAGUUCAGUUAUAUUUUGUAUUUGGAUGUGAAGCUGCACCUUGCAGUGUGUUUACAUGUAAUGUAAAUAGUGCGUCUCUGGCCCAAUCCAGAUUAAAACCUAAUCUGCUCGAUCCAGAAAUUUGCCAAACUGUGAUAUUAGAUUAUGCUACUAGUCAGAACAAUAAGUUAGUUCAUCACUAUGCAGUCAGUGAAUUUCUUCCAGAUUUUAGAGCUAGCAGACAAAAGUUUAAAAACUUUAAAGGACUGAUUGAAGUUUAUAGCGAUGGAAGUUUUGGCGAUAACUUUUACACGAUGUAUCUCGUUCCAGAAUCAAGAUCAAUUUUCAUACAAUCAUGCAUAGACUAUGUACGUCGAUAUGACCUGGAUGGUAUAUCAAUUAGACAUUCACCGUAUCAAAGACCACUUUAUUUUAAAAAAUAUUUUCCAAUACUUCUUCAAGAAAUAAUGGACGCGUUUCGAAAUGAAAGUGAAAAAACGGGAAGAACUCGCUUGCUCCUGUACAUAUCGCUCUUGAACACCAAGUCACGUAUUGAAGAGGAUUAUGACAUUCCUGUAUUGUUUAGGUCGGUUGACAUUGCUGUAGUAAAUGUUAAAUAUUAUUCGUUUAGCCCCUUAAGAAGUUAUUGGACACAUCGUCAUCAAAGUAGACUGUAUGGAAAUACCACAGAUGAUGAACUGAAUAUAAAUUACACAGUGCAUUACUAUCUAUCAAAAGGAGCUGUAAAGAGCAAACUAGCCAUAUCAAUUGGUUUCUUCGGAAAUGUAUUUAAAAAGGUAGCUUUUAAGAGGGAUUUCAACAAAAGUUAUAGUAUUUGGACGCAUCUGGAUUAUGAUCUGAUAUGUAAAAAAUUAUAUGAUUACCAAAAACUAAAAGGAAGAAAAAUGCGAUAUCCUGAUACAUGCCCUUAUUAUUUUUACGACGAUGAUGAAUAUUUGCUUUAUUAUGAUGAUGCCAUUAGCUUGAUUUCGAAGGUCAGAUAUGCUAAAGAGAUGGGUUUGGCAGGUGUUGAUAUUUGGGAAGUUUCGAAUGAUGAUAUGACUGGAGUGUGCGGGGAAGGACCUUUCCCUUUGUUACAUCUUGUUAGUCAAGAAUGCAGAAGACCAUAGGAAUCAAAUUGUUGAAUAAUGGAAGACAAAAUGGUAACCUAAUUUACGUACAAUGCAUACUUUAUAUAAAAAAAAAUUAUAAUGGGUUACAAAAUCACCAUUGAAAUAAUUUACGUUUUGGGGUGUAUUGCAUAUUAAUUGUGGACUUCUUUCAAAAUUGAUAAAUAAACAUAAAAG